This is a messenger RNA of Symsagittifera roscoffensis, 3151 nucleotides long. Its product is annotated as pseudouridylate synthase RPUSD2-like. The transcript has 5 exons. Bases 1708 to 3117 code for a protein of 469 amino acids. NCBI's taxonomy places the organism in Eukaryota, Metazoa, Xenacoelomorpha, Acoela, Convolutidae. Gene Ontology annotation, biological process: enzyme-directed rRNA pseudouridine synthesis. The record is from RefSeq and is a predicted model, not a curated record. Gene Ontology annotation, molecular function: pseudouridine synthase activity; RNA binding.
GUAUUAAGAAUAGAUUGUAAGGAAAUUAACACCUAUCUUACUUUUCUUUUGAAUGAUUACCUUAAAAAGACUCUUUUUCCACAAGCUAAAAAAGGCAAUUGUCACGACAAAAUACAAAAAUAAACCCUAAAAAACUUGAAAACUACAAGCCUAUCUCAAUUACUAUCAAAAGUGUGAGAAACUUCAUUAUAGAAACGUUUUAAUGGUAAACUUCUAUCUCAAACCCUUUCAAGCAACACUCAAUAUUGCUUUAGAACAUCAUACAAACCAUUAAAAAAUCUUGACCAUUAAAAAAAUCUCUAGAAGGCAUUUGAUGCUAUUGACUAUAACCAAUUAAGUAAAAACACAAACAACUAAAUUUUCCAUAAUCUGCCCUCGACUAGCCUGCUAAAUUCUUUCAUAAGCGACGAUGUCAGAACCCAAUAGAAAGUAACACUGAAUCAGACUGGAUCUCACUUCAAGAAGGUGUCGCACUUGGCACUGUAUUUGGGCCUCUCAUUUUCAAACUGUACAUCAAUGAUCUUAACAGCAACUGACAAACUAAUGCGAGGUAGUUCAAUAUGCAGAUGACACAUUUCUUUUCUGUGACGAUGAAAACACAUUGAAAUUGCACCACGACAACUUGAAAUAAUUGCAUUAUUUCAUUUAAGUACUUUCGGAGACAAUUAUUCCAAUCUAAUGCUCAAAAACAGAGCUUAUUAUCUUCGGAAGAAAUCAUGUUAGAAAAGAUAUAAAUAUAAGCAAUUGCCCUCAACAAAAUUGUUAUUGAAGAAAAAGUCAAUAUGAACUAUCUCGGAGUAAUUUUAGACCAAUUUUUGACAUUUCGAAUUCACAGUGAUCCUUAAAAAGGGGCCUGUAGGAUUAAAACACUACAGUCGAUCACAAAACCCCUUCUAUCAAAACAAGAAUACUACUCAUGAACGCACUCGUUAUCAGUAACCUACACUAUCCUGGCAUCCCAUUAAUUGGAAUUUCAGCAAAUUUGUCACUCCAUGGAAUAGCAAAAAGAACGUUUAAAAAUGUUUACUUAGUUUUAUUUAAAGAAUAUCCAACAGUGGGCAACCUAUGGAAACACUUCAUCAAAAGAUUUCAAAUUUUUAGUGAAAGUUUCAUAAGAUUGUGGUACUAUCAAUUUAAUGCCUGAGGUUUAUUUGGCACUAAUGAUAAUCAUAAUUUGACUUACACUUGCACGUUUGAAAUUACUUUCAAAUGGCAAAGAAAAUUUGUUUUUAAAAUUUAUACUGUAUAGUUUUCUGUAUAGUUUAUACUGUAUUAGAUAUAUAACUUAAAUUUAUUUUAAUUUUUUUAAAAGCCUGGAGGCGCGUUUUAUAUUGAAUCUCGUGCUGUAAAACCAGUUUUUGUGUAUAAAUGUACAGAAAAUGAUUAAUAAUGGAAAUGAAUAAUAAUGGAAAGUCUGAUCAAGGUGGAAUGUGUUUUAUGCUUAUGAUUAAGAAUAUUGACAUCGGUAUCCUUUGCAGUACUUGACGUAUAGAUUUGCUUCUUUCGAUGGCCUCGGAUUGCGAUUAGGGCAGUUUUUAAUAUUGUGAAUGGCAGCUUCUUUCUGAUGUAAUUCACAGUGUCGGCAUAGGAACAGUCUGUCUUUUCACUCGUCUUCUCGGCAAGCUCAGAAUGGACUUUAAAUAUAUUUUAAUGCCGCAGUAUUUCAGAGGGAACGGUGUGUAAAAUGUGAUAUCAAUAACUGUCGAAAUGAGUAAACGUGUUAAUCCCUUUCACCAAAAACAAAAGAGUUUAAAUAAGGCCAAAAGACUAUAUGCAGAGCAGAACAAGCAGGAAGAAGAUGCAGGAACAUAUCAUUUAACAGAAUAUGUGUUCAGAGAUGGACUGAGAUUUGUGAAUCCAUAUUAUUAUACGUUUAAGUCUUACGUGAAGAAGCGAUGGGUUGGCUCAAAGUUGAAAGAUAUUUAUGUCAAUGAGUUCAGAGGCGAGUCAGAAGAAACCCUACUGAAAAGAUUUAAAGCUGGUAAUAUCAAAGUGAACGGUGAUCCUGUUGAAGCUGACUAUUUGAUAAAGGAUAAUGACUUCCUGGAAGCUACAAUGCACAGACAUGAGAUGCCAGUCAAAUCCGAUGAACUCAGCAUUCUGCAUAAUGAUAACAAUUUUUAUGUUGUCAACAAACCAGCUUCUAUCCCUGUUCAUCCAGCUGGCCGUUUCAGAUAUAAUAGUUUGUCUUUUAUUCUAGGUAAAACAUAUGGUUUGAAAAACUUGAGCACUGUCCACCGGUUGGAUAGACUGACUUCGGGCUGUCAGAUAUUUGCUAAGAAUUUGAAAACUUCACAACAGUGUUUCGAGGCAUUGAAGAAUAGAAAAGUAUCCAAAAUGUAUGUGACUGGACUGCAUGGCGAUUUUUCGUCUGAAGAAAUAAGAUGCGAUGCCCCGAUUGCACCUAUAUGCAGUCGAAUUGGUAUCAAUGCAGUGUCUGAAUCACGUGGUCAGAACAGUGUGACCAUUUUUAACAAAGUGCUGUACGACCGAGACAAAGAUAUCAGCGUGGUGUUAUGCCAACCGCUGACUGGCAGGACCCACCAGAUCAGAGUGCAUGCUCAAUACCUGGGACACCACGUGAUUAAUGAUCCACUCUACGGCACAGAUGCAUGGGGCAAUAGUGAAGGGAGGAACAUUGACGAUUUGAAGGAAGAUGAACAGCAGGCAAUCAUUGCCAAAUUGAAGGCCGAACAUGACAACAGCUGUGGCAUGGAAUGGCGUAAGAAGAACAAGUUCAUCAAACACACAAAAACGGAAGAAGAACUGAAGGCAGCAACAGACACACAAAGUGCACAGUUUGACCCAAUUUGCGAGGAGUGUGGAGUUGAUUACGAAGAUCCGCCUCUUAAUCAGCUGGAGAUCUAUCUGCAUGCGUAUAAGUAUCAAAUGCUUCACCAAACAUUUACCGCCCCUCUACCACAUUGGGCUGCUCAUCAUUCAGAGAGCAUUGAGAGGCUUGCAAAUAAGUUAUUUCAAGCUGGAAUCAAGGAUGAAGAAAAACCAGACGAGUGCACAGUUGAAAGUAAUCAGAAGGCAAAGGGAAAAGAAGAGAUAGAUAAGAAGUCUUUAGAUAAUAUUUUACCUGCAAAGUGCUUAAAAACUGAAAUCAUGUAGUUUUUGUUUUUGAAAAUAUAGUGUUUUCAAUUGU